Messenger RNA from Spirodela intermedia, 1755 nucleotides. The record is from the annotation of a GenBank genome assembly. NCBI's taxonomy places the organism in Eukaryota, Viridiplantae, Streptophyta, Magnoliopsida, Alismatales, Araceae.
AUGCUUCACUACUCGUGUUCCCUCUCCCAGACGCUGCCGGAGAGGAGGAGAUGCACCGACACGAGAGCCCUCCAGCAGCUCCACGCCCAGAUGAUCCUCACCGGAGACAUCCACCACCUCCCUUCCCUGAACAGGCUUCUCUCUCUCUACCUCUCCUCGCCCCCCCCGGCCGGAGGGCCGCCCCUGGCCCGCCGCCUCUUCGACCUCUGCCCCCGCUCCUCCGUCCUGCUAUGGAACACCCUCAUCAGAGGCCUCCUCGACCAGGGUCUCCCCCUCGCCGCUCUCCUCGCCGGCGACGAGAUGCUCCGGCGAUCUCCCUUCUCGCCGGACCAGUUCACCUUCCCGUCGCUGCUCAAGGCCUGCGCCCGCUUGGCCGCCUCCUUCGAAGGGAGGACCCUCCAUGGCCAGGUCCUGAGGUUCGGCCUCGCCGGCGAUCUCUACGUCCAGGCCAAUCUCAUCUCCAUGUACUCUGCCUGCGGGGACUUGCUAUCGGCGAGAGAGGUCUUCCACAGGACCGGCGGCAGAAACCAGGUCCUCUGGGGUUCCAUGAUCAGCGCGCUCGUGAAGAACAACUCGCCGGAGGAAGCUCUCGCGGUGUUCUCGGAGAUGGCGGAGUCCGGCGAGGAGGCCGACGAGGUGACCCUCACGAUCGCCAUCUCCGCCUGCGCCGAGCUGAGAGACCUUCACUUGGGGAAGAGACUCCACUCCGCCAUUGCCGCCAAGUCCUGCCGGAUAAGAAGAAGAGGAAGAAGAAGAAGCUCCGUCGUGCUGGGGACGGCGCUGGUGGACAUGUACGCGAAAUGCGGCGCGCCGGACAUGGCGAAGACAGUGUUCGACCAGAUGCCGGAGAGAAACGUGGUGGCCUGGUCUGCCAUGAUUUCUGGGUUCGCUCAGAACAACCAGUGCGAGGAAGCGCUGGACCUCUUAAAGACCAUGCUAGAGGAAGCCGACGCCAAGCCCAACGCCGUUACCCUCUCGGCGGCGCUCUCCGCCUGCGCACAGAUGGGCGAUCUCAGUGCAGGAAGAUGGAUCCACGCUUACAUAGAUCGAUCUGGGAUGGAAUGGUCCACCAGCCUGAUGAACUCCAUGGCCGACAUGUACGCCAAAUGCGGAAGCAUCGAAAUCGCCUGCGAGAUCUUCGACAGAAUACCCAACAAGGACGUCGUCUCCUGGAACGUCGUCAUCUCCGGGCUGGCCAUUCACGGGCGGGGCGAGCUCGCGCUGGAAAAGUUCUCCCAGAUGCAGAGAGAAGGGCUGAAACCAGACGACAUCACCUUCAUCGGGGUGCUCUCUGCCUGCAGCCACGUAGGGCUGACGGAAGAAGGUCGCCGCCAUUACAGGAACAUGAGGAGAGUUUACGGGAUCAUCCCGAAGCUCGAGCACGAUGGAUGCAUGGUGAAUCUGCUGUGUAGGGCGGGGAUGCUGGAGGAGGCGAAGGAGUUCAUCAGGGGGAUGGCGGCAGAGCCGGGAGGGGAAGUAUGGGGGGCUCUGCUCGGCGGCUGUGCGGUCUUCGACGAGCUCGAGCUGGCGGCGCGCGCCGCCGGGCAACUUCUCGGCGGCGUAGAGACGGGCCGCGAUGGUGCCUGCGUUCUGCUAUCGAACAUGCUCGCUGGGAGGCGGCGGUGGGGAGAUAAGCGGAGAGUGCGGGAGUUCAUGGAGGAGAAAGGGAUCAAGAAGACGCCUGGUUGCAGCUCCAUUGAAGUCGAGGGAGUGGUGCACGAGUUCUUCUCCGGUGAGAGCCAGGAUCCAGAGUAA